Molecule: messenger RNA, 1338 nt
Organism: Callorhinchus milii (elephant shark)
Lineage: Eukaryota; Metazoa; Chordata; Chondrichthyes; Chimaeriformes; Callorhinchidae
Product: secretory carrier-associated membrane protein 4
Exons: 7
Coding region: 111-800 (229 amino acids)
Biological process (GO): protein transport
Cellular component (GO): trans-Golgi network membrane; recycling endosome membrane
Source: RefSeq, a predicted model, not a curated record
UGUCACGUGGGGCCGGGCUGCCGGAAGUGGGGCGAGAGACUGCCGUGGAGUAACGGUCGCUGAGAAUCGGCUGGUAGAGAACUGGACAACACAACAAGCCAACUGAAGAAAUGACUGAAAAACAGAACAAUUUUCCCCCUUUACCAAAGUUCAUUCCACUGAAGCCUUGCUUCUAUCAAAACUUUGAAGAGGAGAUCCCAUCAGAGCACUGCUAUCUAGUGAAAAGAAUUUACCACCUGUGGAUCUUGUACAGCAUCACCUUGGUAGUGAACCUGAUCGGCUGUUUGGCCUGGCUGAUCGCAGGAGGCAAUGCCAUCAACUUUGGCUUGGCAAUUCUGUGGCUGGUGCUCUUCAACCCUUGCUCCUACCUCUGCUGGCUGCGUCCUAUUUAUAAAGCAUUUCGGUCUGACAGCUCCUUCAACUUCAUGGCAUUUUUCUUCAUCUUCGGGGCCCAGGUUGUGCUGAUGGCUUUACAAGCCAUCGGUUUCUCGGGGUGGGGAGCCUGUGGUUGGAUCGUUGCUGUAGGUGUCUUCUCAUCGAAUGUGGGCGCUGCUGUGGUCAUGCUCUUCCCAGCUGUCAUGUUCUCAGCAGUCACCAUCUUGAGUAUUCUUAUUAUACUUCGUGUGCACUCUAUCUAUCGAGGUGGUGGCGGAAGCUUCCAGAAGGCGCAGGAGGAGUGGUCCGCCGGCUCAUGGAGAAAUCCGCCAGCUAAGCAACUGGCCUUUGAAACCGUUACCGGCAGCACCUUACCCCAAUACCCCACAGUCCCAAGAUACCCUGAUAGCAACGAGUGGUCCUAGGGCUCAGUCCUGGUGGGGAGGGGACGGAAGCUUAUUGUAACCAUCGCUUGUUUUACAUUUCAAUUGUAACUUGAUAACAAUUCUCAGUAGAAUCUAGAAAUACUGUGCUACAUGGUGGGAAAGCUAGGAUAUAUUUUAUUGGAACAUAUUGUACUACAGAGGUCUUGGAAUACUGGGUACCAGCACGAGGAAAAUUAGUUUUUAUGCUCUUUUCCUGGUCAAUGAUCAUUGCUAACUUAGUACUUAAUCCAGACCUGAAAUGUGGCGCAAAAUGAAGGGAUUUGUGAACAGAGCACUUCCCGAAAUGAACCAGCGACUUUUAAAAGUUGAGGUUUCUCUUUGUACGUUUGAUGUGAAGAUGAUCUCUCUAGGCCUUAACUUGCCCCAUCCCAGCAGUAAAAUGCCAAUGUUCCAAAUGGCAGAGAGGCUGUGCUGACUGAUGUCUGCUCACUAUGUCCCACUCACUAUGUCCCGCUCCUAUUAAUCAACUAAAUCCACCUCCAUCACAUUUUGAUAAUUGCUCAGAUUUGUUUGUGGG